Molecule: messenger RNA, 1028 nt
Organism: Cornus florida
Lineage: Eukaryota; Viridiplantae; Streptophyta; Magnoliopsida; Cornales; Cornaceae
Exons: 3
Coding region: 197-724 (175 amino acids)
Source: RefSeq, a predicted model, not a curated record
AAAAUAUAUAUGGACAGAGGGCCAAGACAGUAAAAGUACAGUAGAUAAACCUCCCCCAAUUUUGGAAACGAUUUAGGGUUUUAUGGAAUCUCCCUGUCUCUCUUCCUGAUUCUCAUUCUUAUUAUAUAUUUAGGGCUCCUCCUCCCCUUCUUUCCCUAAAUUUUGUUUCUCUCUCUAGGUUUUUUUUGUUGGUGGGAUGGAGAUGGAGGGCUUGUCCUGUGAUGCUGUUCUCUUGGAUAGAUUUGUGUGCACUGUCAUAGAAGCUGUCGUGGUUGAGACCGCCAUUGUUGCUGCUAAAUCUCUGGCUUGCUUUCUCUUCAUGAUGGGAAAUUUCCCAAUUGGUAUCAAUGUCCCAAGGGAACCCGGAGCAAUUAAAAGGAUUUCAUUAGCUGAAAUUAGCAUAGACAGGCAGCCUGACCCAGAAAACGAAGAUGGCAGCGAAACUGAGGAUGAUGGCGAGGAUGAUGAUGAUGAUGAUGAUGGUGAUGUUGGUGAUGAGGAGGAUGAGUCGUCUGGUGAAGAGGGAAAUGAUGGUGGUGAAGGGGAUCCUGCAGAUGAGCAUGCGGCCAAUGGUGAUGGUGGAAGUGAGGACGACGACGAUGACGAUGACGAUGAUGACGACGACGGUGAUGAAGAUGAAGAUGAGGAUGAAGAGGAAGAAGAGGAAGAAGAAGAGGAGGAGGAGGAGGAGACGACUCAGCCACCUGCUAAGAAGAGGAAAUGAGAGAUUUUUUUUUUUCCUGUGUUAUAUUUUUUCUUUUUGGUGGAGAGAUGGUAAAUUUGUGUUAGUGCCUAGGAAUGAGGGGAGGGUUUUGGUGGAGAUGAGGGUAAAAUUUCUGUUUGGAUAGAGUUGCUGCUAUAUUAUGUUGUGAAUGACCCUGUUCAAUGUUUCUAAUUUUAUAGCUCUUUUUAAGCAAUUAUUUUCAUCCCUUAAGAUUAUUGUGUGAUCUUAUUUGUACCCUCCAAGAUAUCAGAAUAAUUGCUCUUUUAUCAUUUUAUAUAUAUAUAUUCUCGUUAUAUUUCUUUUA